UAAGAUUUUUCCCUUUUUUCUGUCUUCAGUGUAGUUUUGUGAGAGAGCGAGCAGCGGCGGCGGCAGUCUGUGUUGUUUCAACAGUGGAAACGAGCUGAGAGAAGUUAGAACCAUGGGUCCGCUUUUACUCGGAGUGCUGGGCUGCUCUCUGGUCCUGUCUGUCCAAGCCAUGUAUUCCUCCAGCGAUGAUGUUAUCGAGCUCACACCUUCCAACUUCAACAGGGAAGUGAUCCAGAGUGACAGCCUGUGGUUGGUGGAGUUCUAUGCUCCCUGGUGUGGGCACUGUCAAAGUCUGGCUCCAGAGUGGAAGAAGGCAGCGACCGCCCUCAAGGGCAUCGUGAAGGUUGGGGCCGUAGACGCUGACCAGCACAAGUCCCUGGGAGGCCAGUACGGCGUCAGAGGGUUCCCCACCAUCAAGAUCUUUGGAGCAAAUAAGAAUAAACCAGAAGAGUACCAAGGGGGACGCAGCAGCCAGGCAAUCGUUGACGGAGCAGUGAAUGCUUUGCGCUCGCUUGUCAAAGAGAGGUUGAGUGGCAAAUCUGGUGGCUCCAGCUACAACAAGCAGCAAAGUACCGGCGGCAAUAAGAAAGACGUGGUGGAGCUCACAGACGACAACUUUGACGCGACCGUGCUGAACAGUGACGACGUGUGGCUGGUGGAGUUUUUUGCCCCCUGGUGUGGACACUGCAAGAACCUGGAGCCUGAGUGGGCAGCUGCAGCCACAGCUGUUAAGGAGCAAACCAAGGGCAAAGUUCGCCUUGGGGCUGUGGACGCCACCGUGCACCAGGGCGUGUCCAGCCGCUAUGGAGUCCGUGGAUUUCCCACAAUCAAGAUUUUCCGUAAAGGGGAGGAGCCCGAGGACUACCAAGGAGGCCGCUCCCGUGGGGAAAUCAUCGAGAAGGCCUUGGAUCUGUUCUCUGACAAUGCUCCUGCUCCAGAACUGCUGGAGAUCCUGAAUGAAGGCGUCUUGAAGAAGACCUGUGACGACAGCCAGCUGUGUAUAAUCGCCGUCCUUCCACACAUCCUGGAUACAGGUGCAGCUGGUAGAAACGGUUAUCUGGAAGUGAUGAUGACCAUGGCAGAAAAGUAUAAGAAGAAGCUGUGGGGAUGGCUCUGGACUGAGGCGGGCGCUCAGAUGGAGCUGGAGGCCUCUCUAGGAAUCGGAGGCUUCGGCUACCCUGCCAUGGCCGCCAUCAACGCACGCAAGAUGAAGUUCGCCCUCCUCAGGGGCUCCUUCAGUGAGACCGGCAUUCACGAGUUCCUCAGAGAGCUUUCUGUGGGCCGAGGCUCCACCGCCACACUGGGAGGCGGAGUCAUGCCCAAGAUUAACAAUGUUGAAGCCUGGGAUGGAAAAGAUGGACAGCUUCCUGUGGAGGAGGACUACGACCUCAGUGACGUGGAUCUGGAUGAGGACUUCGAGAAGGACGAGUUGUGAGUCCCAACAGCGCGAGGAUCUGACCCAGACUGAUUUGGGUUUGGUCGUGUCUGGUCCUGUGUGUCCCCCGGCCUUCCCCUUUCCUGCGGACGAACGGGAGGCCACGUCGACCAGUUACUGAAAUACUCCAGAAAAAGGCGCACGAGAGACACCUGCAGUUUUUCACACCAUCUCAUCAGUCAGUCAGUCAGGCAGGCAGGAGGGAGGGAGGGGAGAACGUGUGUGUCUGUCCCGGAGGUGAACCCAUUUUCACAAACCUGCUGAAUGUUUGAGGCUGAAUAUUUAUAAAGCUGCCGCCAGCUGAAGAGAGGAGGGGCGAGGUUCAUUUAAGUCUUUUUCAAACAUUACUCCCUCUCCCCUCUUCAGCCGCCUCAAAGCACCUAUUUUAAGAUGUGAACUUGUAAAAGGUGACACUUCAACAAGAUUUAAUGUUUCCCCCUUUUUUUUUUUUU
Messenger RNA from Fundulus heteroclitus (mummichog), 1887 nucleotides. RefSeq names its product protein disulfide isomerase family A, member 6 (gene pdia6). Gene Ontology annotation, molecular function: protein disulfide isomerase activity; protein-disulfide reductase activity. The transcript has 13 exons. Gene Ontology annotation, cellular component: endoplasmic reticulum lumen. Gene Ontology annotation, biological process: response to endoplasmic reticulum stress. The coding region runs from base 113 to 1435 and encodes 440 amino acids. The record is from RefSeq and is a predicted model, not a curated record. NCBI's taxonomy places the organism in Eukaryota, Metazoa, Chordata, Actinopteri, Cyprinodontiformes, Fundulidae.